This is a messenger RNA of Acipenser ruthenus (sterlet), 4966 nucleotides long. RefSeq names its product cholesterol side-chain cleavage enzyme, mitochondrial. Gene Ontology annotation, biological process: cholesterol metabolic process; C21-steroid hormone biosynthetic process; cellular response to peptide hormone stimulus. Lineage: Eukaryota; Metazoa; Chordata; Actinopteri; Acipenseriformes; Acipenseridae. The transcript is spliced from 9 exons. Gene Ontology annotation, molecular function: heme binding; iron ion binding; monooxygenase activity. The record is from RefSeq and is a predicted model, not a curated record. Bases 3247 to 4809 code for a protein of 520 amino acids. Gene Ontology annotation, cellular component: mitochondrial inner membrane.
AUUCAACUCGUUUUUGUCAAAAAUAAUAUGCCAAGUUAUUUAACAGUAUAAGGCUAGUUUCAGGGCAGGAUUUUCACACAAUUUAACCUAAUCUGUUCUCAUGGUUGUGACUAGAUAAGUUACCAUAGUGAUGGAGAAAACAUUUUUGAGAGUGUAUUCAGGACUGAACAUGGAAAAUCUAGGGCAGUGGUUGGCAAAUGGCGGCCCGUGGACAGGUGUCGUCUGGCCCGCGGAUGCCUCCUGGCAGGGCUGUAUCAAGGGCUGAGCGAGAGUGGAACUUCAUUUUAAUAUUACCGCUGUCAUGGGGGAUUCUCCGUAUGACCUUAAUAUAUAUUUUUUGCUAAUAAGCAGAAAAUGAAGUGUUUAGUAUGAGGCGCCGUUUGGGGCGUAAUCACUGAAACACCUCGCGCUCUAUACACUGAAACGUCAAACCUUGCGCCUAGACACUGAAACGUCACCAUCAACACUACAAAAACGAUGUGUGUUCAUGAAUAAUAUUUUUAUUCAUUUUCUACCAGUUUAAAUAUGCUUGAGACAGUGUUGUUUUUUCAGAAAUGGCAGUUUUUAAAGGGAAAUAAAACAAAAUCGUCAAAGUGUGAGUAUUGUGAUUGUUAUUUAUGUUUACCGGAGUAUUUAUACUUCUACAAAAUACAGAAAGAUAGUGCAUCACUGUUUUGUAUUUAAUUAUACAACGAGUUGAAAACUGCAAAGUUCAUGAGUACCACAGAGCGCUCUGAGCAGAGUUCUCCAUGGUGGAAAAAUCGACAGGUGCCUGCUUCAACCACUUUUGUAAUGACGUCUUUUCUGCUUUCUUUUUUGCUUCCAACCCGGGAAGUGACAUACCCAACAAUAAUUACUGAUUCAUUCCCUUAUGAGUUAUGAUUAAGGCCCUGUGAAAAUCCCGGAAAUUUUCUUUAAAAUUCACAGCAGUGUCACAGGUAAAGUAUCGUAUUUCGUGUAAUGUGCAUGGAACUAUUUUCUAAAUUAUGUGUACAGAGUAUUAUUAUUUUUUUAAACAUCAAAUAUAGAGAUAAAUGCACUGACAUGAUCAAAGUAAACGUCAACAUUAUUCAAGCACUUAAAAUAGCUUGUGAAACAGUGUUGUAAUUAACAUUUAUGCACCACAGAAUCAAAAAAUCCAAUGAUUUAAAUAGGUGACUUAAAUCGACUUGAUUUAAAUCAGACAACCCUGAUUGAACCAUUCACUUAUGUUGAACAAACACGAUUUAUGAACUUUGAUCGGCCUGGAAUGUGGUCUGUUUUUGGCUUCUUGUAACGUGUAAAUCCGCUGUCGUUUUCAGAGCGCGAUAUUGAAAACAGGUUUGUACAUUAUACUAGGACGUGGUUAUUGUUUUAAGAAUGUGUAGCAGUGUGGAGUAGUGGUUAGGGCUCUGGACUCUUGACCGGAGGGUCGUGGGUUCAAUCCCAGGUAGGGGACGCUGCUGCUGUACCCUUGAGCAAGGUACUUUACCUAGAUUGCUCUAGUAAAACACCAACUGUAUAAAUAUGUAAUUGUGUGUAAAAAUAAUGUGAUAUCUUGUAACAAUUGUAAGUCGCCCUGGAUAAGGGUGUGUGCUAAGAAAUAAAUAAUAAGAAGAAUAUUACCCCCGUGCACGCUACAAUAUAUAUAUAUAUAUAUAUAUAUAUAUAUAUAUAAGGUGUGUAAAUAAAAUAUGUCAGCAUUGUCUAUUAGGAAGUAACUGUUUUUGUUUCUUAAUGUUAAAUAAUUGGAAGAAGAUACACGGUGAUUAUUAAUUUUGUAAACUCACAACGCUUUAAACAUGUUAUUCUUACUUCAAUCAAUAUCUUUGGUUAAUAACCAUUAUACAAUCCUUUCGAAUUCGUGAACUUUUUUCUCAUGUAACAUUGUUCUACGCACCUAGGUGUAGAAAUAGAAACACUUCCUAUUGAGAUCAGAGAUUAUGAGCUGCUGUCUGUUUUUGAAUCUCGCCUAAAAAGCCACUUAUUUAAAUUGCCUUUUUUCUGCUGAUAUUAUAUUCUUUAUUUCUAAUUGUGUUAGUAUUUUGUAGAUCACUUUGUAUAUGUCAUGGUUGUUUUAGUGUUAUUUUAUCUGUUUUUCCCUUAUUUGUGAAGCGCUUUGAGAUAUUUGGUUAUGAAAGGUGCUAUAUAAAAUCAAGAUUAUUAUAAUUAGUAGUAUAUAUUAUUAUUGUUUAUUUCCACAGACAAGUGCCUCAUUCCCUGUUAUUGUGCUGAAAUGAAAAGUUCUUCAACAGUAAACAGAAGCCACUGGCAUUGUCAAAAGUGCAAAAGUACUAUUCAACGUCAACAUAACUUUAAACAACACAUAGAAAAACAUUGUAAGACAUUUAAAAACAAUAUAUCUACAACAACUACAUCUCUAUGAAACUCAUCAGGAAACCCGCUACACCAUGUUUGUUUUAUUAUUGUCAUCGUGUAUUUUGUAGUUAAGGCUAUCAUAAUGCAUAUGUAGGCUAUAUAUUAUACCAGCAAGUUUUAAAACAAGAAAAUAUUUACCUUAUAUAAAAGAUAAUGUUUCUGGAAGUGUAAAAUCAAUUUUCUAAAUACACAUGACAAUGGUAACGGGUCCCAAGCACAUUAUUAUAAACUUAAACACUGGUAUGAAUUACUGAAAGAUACGUAUUUGUAAAAUAACAUAACUGCCAAUAAAGAAAAUGAAAAGGAAACUGUGAAAUCAUAACAUAACAGCGACAGCGACCACUGUGACUUCACAGCGCUGAGUGGUCCAGACCACGGGCCACAGAAUGCUACAACCCCGUCUCGAUUUAAAUCAGACAACCCUGAUUGAACCAUUCACUUAUGUUGAACAAACACGAUUUAUGAACUUUGAACGGUCUGGAAUGUGGAAUGUCUAUUUUUGGCUUCUUGUAACGUGUAAAUUCACUGUCCUUUUCAGAGCGCGAUAUUGAAAACAGGUUUGUACAUUAUACUAGGAAGCGGUUAUUGUUUUAGGAAUAUUAACUGUCUACAAUAGCACCUACACAUGACUGAAGGUUUGGGACAUUUUUGAGUAAUGUUAGUAGUAAAUCAUUUUACACAGUUAUUAUUUGUUUUGUCAUUUGAUGACAAUCAGCACCGUCAUUAAAAAUUGGUCUAGGGUAUGCAAUCUGGCUGUGGGUGUGGUGUGUUUUUAAGUGAAUGAAAUUCCAAUGCAUUUAGACCUUGACGGUUAGGCUGUAUUAAAAGAGGCUAUUACAGUUCCAGGACUGAGGUGCUGCAGCACUAUUGAGCAUUCCUCUGACAGUCAUGAUGGUGAAGGGAAGUUUGCGCUGGACGGCUGUUGCCAGCUUCCAUUCCCUCAGAGUUGUAACUGGAAAGGGGAACGAUCUGCGAGGAGGUCCUGUGCGUAGCUGCCACAGCGCCACCAGCCCCCACCUCUCUCCUGCUGCCAGCGGUACAGUCAGGUCCUAUGAUGAGAUUCCAGGCAACUGGAGGAGCAGCCUGGCCAGUCUGUAUACUUUCUGGAAAUUGGGUGGGCUUAAGAACAUUCAUCGGAUAAUGGUUAACAAUUUCAACACCUUUGGGCCCAUUUAUAGGGAGAAGGUUGGGUACUAUGAGAGUGUGAAUAUUAUCAACCCUGAGGAUGCUGCCAUCUUGUUUAAAGCAGAGGGACGCUACCCUAAAAGACUGACUGUGGAGGCCUGGACCGCCUACAGAGACUACAGGAACCGGAGAUAUGGGGUCUUGCUGAAGAAUGGAGAGGAUUGGCGAUCCAACCGAGUCAUUCUGAAUAAGGAGGUGAUCUCUCCACAAGUGGUGGGGAACUUUGUGCCCCUCCUGGAUGAAGUGGGGCAGGACUUUGUCUCCCGGGUGCACAAACAGAUAGAGAGGAGUGGGAAAGGAAGCUGGACGGCAGAUCUUUCACAUGAGCUCUUCAGAUUUGCACUUGAGUCGGUGAGCCACGUGCUGUAUGGGGAGCGGCUGGGAUUGCUGCAGGACCACAUCGACCCUGAUACCCAGAAGUUCAUCGACUGCAUCACCCUGAUGUUCAAUACCACGUCACCCAUGCUGUACAUCCCGCCUGCCCUACUGCGGAGAGUCGGGGCCAAGGUGUGGCGAGACCACGUGGAGGCCUGGGACGCCAUCUUCAGUCACGCUGACCGAUGCAUUCAGAACAUCUACAGGAAGUUACGUCAGUCUCCUGAAAGUGAGGGGAAGUACCCUGGAGUCCUGGCUAGCCUUCUCAUGCUGGACAAGCUGUCCAUUGAAGACAUCAAGGCCAACGUGACUGAGCUAAUGGCCGGAGGGGUUGACACUACUUCCAUUACCCUGUUGUGGACCAUGUAUGAACUUGCCAGAUACCCCGACCUGCAGGAACAGCUGCGGGCUGAGGUUCAGGAUGCCUGGGCCUCUUCACAGGGGGACAUGAUCAAGAUGUUAAAGUCAAUUCCUUUGGUUAAAGGAGCCAUAAAGGAGACGCUGAGGCUGCACCCAGUUGCUGUGAGCUUGCAAAGGUAUAUAACUGAGGAUAUUGUGAUCCAAAACUACCACAUUCCAUCAGGGACUCUGGUGCAGCUAGGGCUCUACGCUAUGGGGCGGAAUCCACAGAUUUUCCCAAGACCUCUGCAAUAUAACCCGGCCCGCUGGCUCAAAGGGGAGAGCCACUAUUUCAAAAGCCUUAGCUUUGGAUUCGGUCCCCGGCAGUGUCUGGGCCGCAGGAUUGCAGAGAUUGAGAUGCAGCUCUUCCUCAUUCACCUCCUCCAAAACUUCAAAAUUGAAAAACAAAGGCAAGUGAACGUCGGGAGUACCUUUGAACUGAUCAUUCUUCCAGAUAAGCCGAUCUUACUAACCCUGCGCCCUCUGCAUUAGAAGAACGGCAAUGACAAGACAAGGCUCUUGGGCUUCAUGUCCUUAUUUACUAUUCAGAGGAUGAGGUUGGCUUCUGUCCAGGAUUUCCACAGAACAGGCUGGUUGCUUUGAUUCUUGUUUAAAUGUUUUGAAAAACAAUAAAAUGUUCUUUGUACAA